AGUUUUCUUCUCCAUUGUUCCUUUCAAUCUCCAUCACUGUAAACCUCAAAAGCAGCUCAAAAUCACAGUGUUCCAUCACAGAGGGAAAGUCACACUGUAGGAAAAAUGACAGAGGCAAUGAUAAGGAAGAAAGCCGGAAUGGCUAGCGUGAAAGACAUGCCCUUAUUGCAAGACGGUCCACCACCAGGCGGUUUUGCACCGGUUCGAUUCGCUCGCCGGAUCCCUAACACUGGUCCAAGUGCUAUGGCUAUUUUCCUUACUGCUUUUGGUGUUUUCUCUUGGGGUAUGUACCAAGUCGGCGUAGGAAAUAAGAAGCGAAGGGUGAUAAAGGAAGAAAAAUAUGCUGCCCGAAGGGCUAUCUUGCCCAUGCUUCAAGCUGAAGAAGAUGAAAGAUUUGUUAAAGAGUGGAAGAAGUAUCUUGAAGAAGAGGCGAGAAUCAUGAAGGAUGUUCCCGGUUGGAAAGUUGGUGAAAGUGUUUACAACUCUGGGAAAUGGAUGCCACCAGCAACUGGAGAGCUUCGUCCUGAUGUCUGGUAAGAUGCUGGUAAAGCUUCCAGGACAUGCAGCACGAAAAACUGGUUCAUGUCAGUGGAGUUCAUACUUUCCUUUGGAUUUCUUUCCUCAUUGGAAUAAAAUUGUAUUUGCAAAAUCUGUGCGACAUGUUUAAGAUGAUGUUACAGGAUUUGCUUUAACGCUAUUAGCAUUCUCCCUCCUAUCUGCAUUACGAGUUGGGAUUAUAAGAGACAAUGCAAGUUCAUGUUCUCUAAUAGUUGAUUCAGAUCGUUUUAAUGAAUAGACGUCCUUGUCUCCAAUAUUUCAAUCA
Molecule: messenger RNA, 823 nt
Organism: Solanum verrucosum
Lineage: Eukaryota; Viridiplantae; Streptophyta; Magnoliopsida; Solanales; Solanaceae
Product: NADH dehydrogenase [ubiquinone] 1 alpha subcomplex subunit 13-B
Exons: 3
Coding region: 106-537 (143 amino acids)
Source: RefSeq, a predicted model, not a curated record